Molecule: messenger RNA, 831 nt
Organism: Kwoniella botswanensis
Lineage: Eukaryota; Fungi; Basidiomycota; Tremellomycetes; Tremellales; Cryptococcaceae
Exons: 4
Coding region: 1-831 (276 amino acids)
Molecular function (GO): S-adenosylmethionine-dependent methyltransferase activity; O-methyltransferase activity
Source: RefSeq, a predicted model, not a curated record
AUGUCACUUCGAAGAUCGCUCGUUCAUACGACUCUGAACCUCUCGAGGGCUAGGUCUGCUACAGAUACUUCAUCUAGCUAUUUGUAUUCACCAAGUAAGAAGAGAUAUUUUGGUACAUCAUCAGUAAGGAUGAGCUCUACCAAUCCGGAUCCAACUCAAGUGGAAUCACAAGAACCUACACCAGCAGAUGUAGAUAUUUACCUAACAUCGAAGAUCCUCCAUCCGUCCUAUGGCAAUGAUCCAACUUUGAAUGAAGGUCUAACCAGAGCGAGAGAGAACGACUUACCUGAAAUUCAAGUAUCACCUUUACAAGGUCAAUUUUUGAGCGUGUUGGUUAGAAGUAUAGGCGCAGAGAGGGUAUUGGAAAUUGGGACUUUGGGUGGUUACUCGACCACAUUCUUAUCCAAAUCACUCCCCGCCCACGGCCAAAUAGAUACUCUCGAACUAUCCCCCCACCACGCCAAGGUGGCUCAAGAAAACUUCCUCGCAUCUGAUUUAUACCCCUUCCCCCGUAUUCAUAUUGGUCCAGGUCUAGAUACUUUGAAGAAACUAAAAGUCCCGGAAGAAGGUCCAUACGAUUUCGUUUUUAUAGAUGCCAACAAGGAUCAAAUCAAAGAUUAUUUCAUAGAGAGUUUGAGGGUUGUUAGGAAAGGGGGUGUGGUCGUUGUUGAUAAUGCUAUAAGGAGAGGGAAGAUCCACCCUGAUUCAGUAGCCGAUUCAUCCAAGGACGUACAAGGUCUUAGAGCACUGUACGAUUGGAUAGAGCAAGAUAACGGUAAGACAGUGUUAAGUAGUGGGAUCCAAACGGUAGGAUCAAAAGGUUGGGAGUGA